This is a messenger RNA of Cyprinodon tularosa, 2426 nucleotides long. Its product is annotated as transketolase-like. Bases 61 to 1947 code for a protein of 628 amino acids. Gene Ontology annotation, molecular function: transketolase activity; thiamine pyrophosphate binding. The transcript is spliced from 14 exons. Gene Ontology annotation, biological process: pentose-phosphate shunt, non-oxidative branch; ribose phosphate biosynthetic process. The record is from RefSeq and is a predicted model, not a curated record. Gene Ontology annotation, cellular component: extracellular exosome; endoplasmic reticulum membrane. NCBI's taxonomy places the organism in Eukaryota, Metazoa, Chordata, Actinopteri, Cyprinodontiformes, Cyprinodontidae.
CCCCAGUUUGUGUGUGCUGCCUCUCCAGCUCUGAUUUUCUUUCUAACUGAAUUGGGGCAGAUGGAGGACUACCACAAACCGGACCAGCAGACGCUGCAGGCGCUCAGGAACAUCGCCAACAGGCUCAGGAUCAACUCCAUCAAAGCGACAACUGCAGCAGGCAGUGGCCAUCCCACGUCAUGUUGCAGCGUUGCAGAGAUCAUGUCAGUCCUUUUCUUUCAUUCAAUGAAAUACCGACCUGAAGACCCCAGAGACCCCAAUAAUGACCGGUUCAUCCUCUCCAAGGGUCAUGCAGCUCCUGUGCUGUAUGCUGUCUGGGCAGAGGUCGGCUACCUGAAGGAGAAUGAGCUUCUUAACCUCCGUAAAGUUGAUUCCAUCCUGGAAGGACACCCUGUGCCAAAGCAGCAGUUUGUGGACGUAGCCACUGGAUCUCUGGGCCAGGGGCUGGGAGCUGCCUGUGGAAUGGCUUACACUGGAAAAUACUUUGACAAGGCCAGCUAUCGGGUGUUCUGUCUGCUGGGUGAUGGGGAGGUGUCAGAGGGUGCGGUGUGGGAGGCCAUGGCUUUCGCCUCCUACUAUCAGCUGGACAACCUGGUGGCCAUAUUGGACAUUAACCGCCUGGGCCAGAGUGACCCUGCCCCAUUGCAGCACCAUGUGGAGAAGUAUCAGCGACGCUGUGAAGCCUUUGGAUGGCAUUCAAUUAUCGUGGAUGGUCACAGUGUGGAGGAGCUGUGCAAGGUGCUGAGUCAACCCCGCCACCAGCCUCUCGCAAUCAUAGCCAAGACCAUCAAGGGCAAGGGCAUCCCAGCGGCUGAGGAUAAGAUGGGCUGGCAUGGAAAGCCUCUACCCAAAGACAUGUCAGAGAGCGUGAUCCGAGACCUGCAGAGCCGCAUCAUCAGCUGCAACAAGCGCCUCUAUCCUGCUCUGCCCAACGAGGACACAUCACCCGUCAGCCUCCGCAACAUCCGCAUGCCUAGUGCACCCAACUACAAACCUGGAGAUAAGAUUGCUACAAGAAAGGCUUAUGGCGUGGCUCUGGCCAAACUUGGACGUUACAACGAACGCGUGGUCGUCCUUGAUGGGGACACUAAAAACUCCACCUUCUCUGAGCUCUUCAAGAACGAGCAUCCCAACCGCUACGUGGAGUGCUAUAUUGCAGAGCAGAACAUGGUGAGCGUGGCGAUCGGCUGUGCUGUCCGGGACCGUAACGUGGUGUUCGCCAGCACUUUCGCCACAUUCCUCAGCCGAGCCUACGACCAGCUCCGAAUGGCCGCCAUCUCUGAAAGUAACAUCAACCUCUGUGGCUCCCACUGUGGCGUUUCCAUCGGUGAAGAUGGACCCUCUCAGAUGGGCCUGGAGGACCUGGCCAUGUUUAGAGCCAUUCCCACCUCAACCAUCUUCUACCCCAGCGAUGGGGUGUCCACAGAGAAGGCAGUGGAGAUUGCAGCGAUGACAAAGGGUUUGUGUUUCAUCCGAACAAGUCGCCCAGAAAACAACAUAAUUUAUAAUUCCAAUGAGGACUUCCAUGUUGGUCAGGCUAAGGUUGUGUAUAAAACCAAUGACGACCAUGUGACCGUGGUUGGAGCGGGAGUCACCCUCCAUGAGGCUUUGGCUGCAGCAGAAAUGCUGAAAAAAGAGAGAAUCAACAUUCGUGUGAUUGACCUGUUCACCAUCAAACCCCUGGACUCCAAAACGAUCAUCGACAACGCCAGGGCCACCAGAGGACGCAUUGUCACAGUGGAAGACCACUACUAUGAAGGUGGGCUUGGUGAAGCCGUGUGCUCAGCAGUAGUGAAUGAACCAGGAUUCACCGUUCACCGCCUGGCGGUUUCCCAGGUGCCCCGUAGCGGCAAACCCCACGAGCUGCUGAAGAUCUUUGGCAUUGACCGCAACGCCAUCGCCCAGGUGGUGCAUAAGAUGCUCAGCAGCUCUGCUAACGCCAAGUGAGGGCCACUCCAGAAGAGGCAGGAGCAACAUGGUAACUGACACUUUUUAAACUUGUGAUCACCAUGGAAACAACAAUUAAGCCCACACAGAAGGAAGAGAGGCCUGUAGGGCUCUAUCACAAUCUCCUAAGAGCAACCAAAUCAUUUCAGUCAUAGUAAUGAGGUCCUGCUGCAGAUUUUGACCCCAUCAGGGUCCCUCACAGAUAUUCACUCCUUCAACCUGUAGUCUUCUACCUCUGCAGUGAACUUGCUGGUGCUGUUGUUUGAGUAAACCUGGUUUGGAGUCCUGUAUUUUUAUAUUUUUCUGUCUCACACCUGAGACUCUGAGGGUUUUCCAUCUGGUCUCAACAUGUAGCUCUCUCUCCACAGCAGGAUGAGAGAAACCUCUGGCUUGGUCUGUUUGAGCACCGACUGUUUUUAACUCUUUUGACUUUCAUUUGAACCACUUCACACAAAUAAAGGGAUUGUUUCUUCACACUC